This is a messenger RNA of Thlaspi arvense, 3807 nucleotides long. NCBI's taxonomy places the organism in Eukaryota, Viridiplantae, Streptophyta, Magnoliopsida, Brassicales, Brassicaceae. The record is from the annotation of a GenBank genome assembly.
UAGCGAUUCUCUUGCGGCGCGUGGAGACGGUGAAAGCUAUGGCUAAUCUUCCUCCUUCACUCUCUUUGAAAUCUGCCGCUUUCUCCGGAGCUUCCUCCAGCAACGAUCGCAAGCUCUCGCCGGCGGAGCAGUUGGUGCUCGACAUCUGCAAUCCCGAACUCAGGGAGAAUGCUCUUCACGAGUUGUCCAAGAAGAGAGAAAUCUUUCAAGAUCUGGCUCCGCUUUUAUGGCAUUCUGUUGGUACCAUUCCUGCUCUUCUACAGGAGAUCAUCUCGGUUUACCAUGUCCUGUCUCCUCCAACUAUGACUCCUGCUCAAUCAAACAGGGUGUGCAAUGCCCUUGCGCUUCUUCAGUGUGUUGCUUCUCAUCCUGAUACGAGAAUGUUGUUCCUCAAAGCUCAGCUACCAUUGUACCUGUAUGCUUUCUUGAACACCUCAAGCAAGUCAAGACCCUUCGAGUACCUGCGGCUGACUAGCUUAGGGGUGAUUGGUGCACUUGUCAAGGUUGAUGAUACAGAAGUGAUCAGAUUCCUUCUUAAAACUGAGAUUGUCCCAUUGUGCCUCCGGACUAUGGAAAAUGGCAGCGAGCUAUCGAAGACUGUUGCUACCUUCAUUGUUCAGAAAGUUUUGCUGGACGAUGUUGGGCUUGAUUACAUGUGCACCACAGCGGAGAGGUUCUUUGCUCUGGGUCGAGUUUUGGGAAACAUGGUUACUUCACUUGCAGAAGGACCUUCUCCUAGGCUGCUGAAGCACAUCGUACGCUGUUAUCUCCGCUUGACAGAUAACCCCAGGGCCUGCGAUGCACUCGGAAGCUGCCUCCCAGAACUUUUAAGGGAUGCCAACUUCAGCAGCUGUCUCUAUGAUGAUCCACCUGCAAGGCAAUGGCUGCAGCAACUGCUCCACAACGUUGGUGUUGGCGCUCAACCACCUCCCCGAGGAGGAGCUUUCGAGCGUAUGCUUGUGAAUUAAUUCCUUCCCCAAAAAUUAUAUAUUCUGGGCAAUAAAUUUUUUAUUCAUUGGACAAAUAAGUUAGGCGGAAAAUCAGAAUUAACAGAGGAGGAAAAAGAAACUCAUAACCAAACAUUUUGAUUAUGAUGGAUAUAUGUAUUUGGAUUUCCAGAACGCCUUAUGAUGUUUGCAAUUAAUAACUUAAAAUUCCAAUAAAAAGAAGGAUCCAAGCAUUAGACCCCAAGUUUUUAGAAAAUUAACAAACGUUCUUUUUUAAAAGCAGAUGCAGAUAAUAAUGUGUCUAUAAUAAACAGUCAGAUCUUGCAGGUAGCCUCCUGAGGAGAUUGAUGGGCACAGAGGGGAGUUUGUGCCUGAACCUUGGAUGCCUCAGCACAUAGAUCCCAAUAAGAAGUGCCACAACCUGAAACGGCGUAACAUACAAGACAAUAGCAGCUAUGAGACAGAAGAACACAAACAAUGUGGUUGCCCUCGGGUCUCGCCAGCUCAGCAGCGAUAGAAACCUCUCUCCCUGUGUCGCUAGAUCGCCUAUCACGGUCUGAACCCGUCCUGCAAUGCUCCUGAGCCGGUCAUACCGCAUCCGCACAAUCUCAGAGGAGCGGGAAGUCGGGAAAGUAUCAAACUCUUCAUCGAGCUCGUCGGGAUGGACAGCGUCUGCGUGGGACAAGCGUGUAUCCAUGUGUGGCGGGUGCCUCGGUCUCCACCGGAAAUUCCAGAUCCCGAUCAAGAAAAGGUACAAGAAAACCGUUGGUAGGAUGAGUUCCGGGUAGAGGACUAAGAUUAUGAAAAGAACAUGAAUGAGAAUUGUGGUUAUUGGGUUUCUCCAGUUACAGAUCUGAUCAAACCAUUUUCCAACAGCUAUGAGACCACUCAGGACAUUCAUGAUCCUGAAGAAGUUGGCUUUACUCCUCCUCAUGCUCCACAUGUGGGAGUCCACAUCGAGCAUGUACUCUACAAUCUCUUUGCGAAGAGGCGGCUCUGCUCGGUUCAGCCUCGCCGAGACAAUGUUCAUCGCCUGGUGCCUCAGGCUGUCCAGCUGGAGAACCGACAACGGAUGGAUGUAGUGCAUUUUGGGUAGUAACGGCUGAGAAUACAUAUGAAGCAUGUUGAUGACAGAUAAGCAAGUGAACCGCACAGCUAACUGUAUUUCGCCCGUUUUCUUGACCCCGGAAGGAUGAAAGACGAGCAGCGGAUAUGAGUGUGUGUAGAUACGGUCAGCUUCAAGGGUCGAGAGACGGAUUCUCACUUUCCCGAUUCUCAUAUCUUUGCCGCUUCCUCCUGGAAUGUGUCCAUUGUCGAAUGCUCCAAAAGUUAUGACAGUACAGGUAUCAAACACUUCCCAUGUGUACUGCUCGUUCCAUUUAGGCGUGAAGCUAUCGACAAUUGUUCUCGUUCUGAUCCAUUUCUGCCCGUACUUUGCCACGCAAUACGCAUCUGUUGUUCCCUUCCCGUCUUUUGUCUUCAUCGGCAUCAGUCCGUGAGCGCUUAUGAUACCUACUUCAAGCAAUCCAAUGCUCGGUUUCCAAAGCUGUUUUGCCGUUGGCCUUAGGUCGCUGCUGUAGUGAGUUGAUUCAUCAAGAACAUGGUAUCCGCCUUCAAGAAAGAUUCGUAGAUGAAUCCUGCUAGCGAAUUUUAUCUCUUUCUUCUCUCCUUCCACCAUAAUAUGUUUCUCCAGGUUGAACCACCUCGAGCCAAGCGGCCUAUGGUCUAACCUCCUCUGCACAUUCUGCAGCGGGAUCGCGCACCGGCCUAACGUUUCGUCUUUGUUCGGCGCAACCCUGUCCUCGACGGCGAGAAUCAACGGCUCCUCGAAAGGCUCAGCAACAACAAACAUCAGAUCUUCAUUCCACAUCGGAUUCAAUGUUUUGGUCUGAGAGAUCCGCGUUCUUAGAGUCUGGUUUCCGAGCAUUGCUUUCACGUAAACCUCAGGGAACUUGGUUUUCUCAUGAGGUAUCAAAUCUUGAGCCUCGAUCACAUUGACCCUCACAUACCAGAGCUUUGGAGAAAGAUAAACCUUCGAACGGAUGUUCCCCACACCCUCGUGUCCAACCGUGGCUGCAUCUGAGUGCCAAGCAUCAGAGAAAGCUUCAUCGGCUUGUGUCCCCAUCCAAACAGCUAACAUAAGCUCUCCUUUAACCUUACGACCGUGUCGAUCCUCCAACCUAUACCACUGAGGAGCCAAUGGACUAUCAGGCGGGACUCGCUUAGGAAUCUCAUUAAGAUCAAACAUGAUUCGACCAAUCAAAUCAUCCAACAUGACAUCUUUGUCUUUCACUACAACCUCCAGGAUUGAUGCUUGGAUCCUCUCCUUUGAGAACGCAAACACUUGCUUCCACUCCGGAUUCGACUUCUUCUCGAAAUGCUUAGUCGUUCCUCUGUAGUUUCCGAGCCUCACUUCCACGUAAGGAUCACAGCUACCGGUCACAUCUUUCCCCGGUAAUUCCUUCGCCUUCACGACCCUCACGUAGAGGUAAUGCAUCUGCUCAACCAAAUCAUAAGUGCUCGAGAGUUUGUCACCUGUCACAGCUCCUGCACCAAUCUUUGGUGAAGUCUCCUUCAGUGCAAAGUCGAUAUUUUGCCCAGGUUUCUGCAUCUUGUCUGAAUCUUCAAACUUUUGCAAUUCUAUUACAAAAAAAAUCGUCUUUUGAGAUCCAAGAACUUUGUAAUAAGAGCAGCAGGUUUCAAGGGAAGCUGCUUGGUUUUGUUAUUUUAAGACAACCUCUUCUGGGGAUCUAAGGAAGAAUAAUGAAAAUCACUUGGAGAUGCAUUAUUUUUUAAUAAAAAGUUUAGAAGAAAAAGAAGAUGCUGAAAAAUGAGAUGGCGAAGAAGAGUGAGAGUGAGC